GGGGGAUGUUGGCUUUUCCCGAACGUCGGUGCGCGUGCGCCUUUCCUCAGAGGUCGUCAAGAUGGCGGCGAGGGCACCGGCUGCAGCCAGCGGUCGUCUCCUUGAUGGUAUUCGCAAAUGGUAUUACAGUGCAUGUGGAUUCAACAAAAUUGGACUUAUGCGAGAUGAUACAAUGUAUGAAGAUGAAGAUGUGAAAGAAGCGAUAAAGAGACUUCCUGAAGAUGUACGUAAUGAGAGAUUAUUUCGCAUCAAGAGAGCGUUGGACUUGUCCAUGAGGCAACAAUUACUUCCAAAAGAACAGUGGGUAAAAUAUGAAGAGGACAAACAUUAUCUUGAGCCAUAUCUGAAAGAAGUCAUCCGUGAAAGACUUGAAAGAGAAGAGUGGGAAAAGAAAUAGCUGCUGCUGCAAUGCACUUCAGAAAAAAUGUUUUCUUUUAAGUUUUAAAUUAUUUUGUUCAGGUAGGGGUCUACUGAGAAAAUCUGGGUGUGGAGAAAUCUCAUGUAAAUCUUUCCUCACUUAAUAUUCAUCCACCUAAAAUAAACAUUACCAAAUCUACUUGGAAUCCUUUCUCCUAAAUUGCAAGGAAUUGGUUCAAGUCUUUUCAGCUUCAUUGCAUGCUAACAUGUGAUCUGUGAUCUUCAUUCCAGCUGUUUGAGUAAUUCUUUUUGUCAUAAUACAGAUGUUUCCUGCAGCUGGAAGGGUAGAUAAGCAACAACCUUUGCUGUUUGUUUCUGUUCUUCUGAUUCAUUUCUUAAAAGGGGUGCCCAUCUGCAGAAUGACUAUAUAGCCAUCAUCGCCUCUUGUCUCUGGAGGUGGGAAUGCAGACACACUUAAGUAUUCAGCAGCAGCAACACUAGUUAGAGAUUACGUAAUCCCUAUCGUGUCUACCCAAACAAAUGAAACGCUGCAUUAAUAGAUGCUUUUGGAAUUUGUGUUUCUUGCCAAUCUUUAAAUAAAAGCAAUUGCCUCAUUUAACCUGAA
Messenger RNA from Lacerta agilis (Sand lizard), 982 nucleotides. RefSeq names its product cytochrome b-c1 complex subunit 7. The transcript is spliced from 4 exons. NCBI's taxonomy places the organism in Eukaryota, Metazoa, Chordata, Lepidosauria, Squamata, Lacertidae. The record is from RefSeq and is a predicted model, not a curated record. The coding region runs from base 62 to 397 and encodes 111 amino acids. Gene Ontology annotation, biological process: mitochondrial electron transport, ubiquinol to cytochrome c.